AUGGAACCGGAUCUUCGAAGUCCGUUGGAAGUAGGCCAAGUCAUGCGCCAACUGCAGCAUUUGUUGCGUCAUUUGGAUGUGUGUGAUGGCAAUAUGGAGGAAGGAUCAAUGCGUUGUGACUUGAAUCACUGCGGCUCCUUUUGGCGAAAAAGUGGAGGCGAAGAAUAUGACAGCAUUCGCAAUAUGAUGCUUGCAGUAGAGUACGAAGCAAGAUGGCAGAUUGCGCUCACAGAGAAAGAAAAUGGAGAGGCGCAUCGCGAGACACGUUCUUUUGAUGCUGCUACUGGAGAAACUAAACGUAUGCGGUCAAAGGAGGGAGCAACGGACUAUCGAUUCUUUCCCGAGCCAGACCUACCUCCGCUUGUUUUUACGAACUCAUUGAGAAGAUCCGUAACAGAAUGCCAGAACCCACGAUCUUACACCAUACAAAAGCUCAAUGUUGGUGAACGAGCCUGGUGCAGCACACUUCUUCGAGUCAAUUGCGACACAAGACACUCGACCGUCAAAUAUGGUAGUGGAUGGGUGUUGAACGAUUUGUUUAGACACUUGAAAGCAUCCAACAGCGACAUUUUCAGCUGCCCAGUGCAAGCCAUGGAGCUUGGCGCUUUCAUGGAUCUUGUUCAGGACGGUACUAUAUCGGGCAAAAUCGCUAAGGAUGUACUAGAGGUCAUGUCUUACGACAACACUCCAAAGAAAACACCGCUGCAAAUUGUGAUAGAAUAG
Molecule: messenger RNA, 723 nt
Organism: Peronospora belbahrii
Lineage: Eukaryota; Oomycota; Peronosporomycetes; Peronosporales; Peronosporaceae
Source: the annotation of a GenBank genome assembly